CUCUCCGCCCUCCGCAGCGCUACGGACCCAAGAUGGCCGCCGUGUCAGUUUGGGUCUUCGUUGCCGUCUGGCCUGAGGCGCCCGGGCUCCGCCUCUCGUAGGCCCCGGUGCACGGUUUGCCUGUCAAAUUGGGAAUUACCAAGCAGUGGAAUGAAAUGUAUUGAUAUCUUUUUACUUGUGUGGAUACGUGUUUUUUUUUUCAUCUGGGUUGGGGUUUUUUGGAGUGGGGGAGGCUAUUGGAAAACCGUGAAUCAGAAGUAGGAAAUACUGAUGUUUGUAAAAAACAAGAGCAAUUUGGGGCCAAAAACGCAUAUGCUAUGAUUAACUGGUCCUCUUUCUCCGAUCUUCUGUUUUCCCAUUGUGUGAAACUCCUUCAGCAUAGGGAUAAGGGAUAACGACUCUAUGGAUAUAAAGAAUUUUUCACCAUGGUAAAACUCGCUAACCCGCUGUACACGGAGUGGAUUUUGGAGGCAAUUAAAAAGGUCAAGAAGCAAAAACAGCGGCCAUCCGAAGAGAGGAUAUGCAAUGCCGUCUCUUCAUCCCACGGUUUGGAUCGCAAAACUGUCCUGGAACAGUUGGAACUGAGCGUUAAAGAUGGGACUAUUUUAAAAGUUUCUAAUAAAGGACUUAAUUCCUACAAGGAUCCAGAUAACCCUGGGCGAAUAGCACUUCCUAAACCACGGAACCAUGGAAAGUUGGAUGGUAAACCAAAUGUGGACUGGAACAAACUGAUCAAGAGGGCAAUUGAGGGCUUGGCAGAGUCUUCUGGGUCAUCUUUGAAGAACAUUGAGCGUUACUUGAAAGGGCAGAAGGAUGUCUCAGCUUUGUUUGCCAGUGGUGCCCCUUCUACCUUUCAUCAGCAGCUGCGGUUGGCCAUUAAGCGUGCUGUUGGCCAUGGGCGACUCCUUAAAGAUGGACCUUUGUAUCAGCUCAACACGAAAGCAGCCACACACGCAGAUGGGAAAGAGAGUUGUGAGUCUCUUUCUUGUCUUCCUCCGGUUUCACUGCUUCCACACGAAAAAGAUAAGCCAGUUGCUGAACCAAUCCCAAUCUGCAGUUUCUGCCUUGGUACAAAAGAACAAAACCGAGAAAAGAAACCUGAGGAGCUCAUCUCUUGUGCCGAUUGCGGCAACAGCGGUCAUCCAUCCUGCUUGAAGUUCUCCCCAGAAUUAACCGUUCGGGUGAAGGCCUUACGAUGGCAGUGCAUUGAGUGUAAAACCUGCAGUUCCUGUCGAGACCAGGGCAAAAAUGCUGAUAAUAUGCUCUUUUGUGACUCGUGUGAUCGGGGCUUUCAUAUGGAGUGUUGUGAUCCCCCUUUGACAAGGAUGCCAAAAGGCAUGUGGAUAUGUCAGAUAUGUCGACCACGUAAAAAAGGAAGAAAACUACUCCAAAAGAAGGCAGCACAGAUUAAGCGACGUUAUGCCAACCCAAUAGGACGUCCCAAAAACAGAUUAAAGAACCAAAAUGCAACAUCAAAAGCCCCCUUCAGCAAAGUUCAGACAGGACCCGGUCGGGGUCGUAAGCGUAAGACCCCCUUAUCCAGCCAGUCAACUUGCUCUUCAGAUGGGGGCUACUUGGACCAAGUUGAUGGUCUGGAGUUCUGCGGCGAUGCGAGCAUCACCUUGAAAUUCAACAAGAAAACCAAAGGGCUUAUCGAUGGCCUUACCAAAUUCUUCACCCCGUCCCCCGAUGGGCGCAAAGCUCGAGGAGAAGUCGUGGACUACUCUCAGCAAUAUAGGAUCAGGAGGAAGGACAAUAGGAAAUCAAGCACUUCAGAUUGGCCCACAGACAAUCAGGAUGGCUGGGAUGGAAAACAAGAAAAUGAAGAGUGGCUUCUAGGAGGACCAGACGUCAUGGCGGAGAAAGAUAUGGAGUUGUUCAGAGACAUCCAGGAGCAAGCAUUGCAGAAAGUAGGAGUGACAGGGGCACAUGAUCCCCAGGUCCGCUGCCCAUCAGUCAUCGAGUUUGGAAAAUAUGAAAUCCACACCUGGUAUUCUUCUCCAUAUCCCCAAGAAUAUUCCAGGUUGCCCAAGUUGUACAUUUGUGAAUUCUGUCUCAAAUACAUGAAAAGCAGAACUAUUCUCCAGCAGCACACGAAGAAAUGUGGUUGGUUUCAUCCCCCAGCCAAUGAAAUAUACAGAAAGAGUAAUGUUUCAGUUUUCGAGGUGGAUGGCAACGUCAGUACUAUUUACUGCCAGAACUUAUGUCUAUUGGCAAAACUCUUCCUGGACCACAAGACUCUGUACUACGACGUGGAGCCAUUCCUUUUUUAUGUGCUGACGCAAAAUGAUAUGAAGGGCUGUCACCUCGUCGGGUACUUCUCCAAGGAGAAGCACUGCCAGCAGAAAUACAAUGUCUCCUGCAUCAUGAUUCUUCCCCAGUACCAGCGCAGGGGCUAUGGCAGAUUCCUCAUUGACUUCAGUUAUCUCCUCUCAAAACGUGAAGGCCAGGCAGGAUCCCCGGAGAAGCCGCUGUCUGAUUUGGGUCGUCUUUCCUACAUGGCAUACUGGAAAAGUGUAAUCUUGGAGUGCCUUUAUCACCAAAACGACAAGCAGAUCAGCAUCAAGAAGUUAAGCAAACUGACCGGCAUCUGUCCUCAAGACAUCACCUCGACUCUCCAUCACCUGCGCAUGCUUGAUUUCCGUAACGAUCAAUUUGUGAUUGUUCGGCGGGAAAAACUUAUCCAAGACCACAUGGCGAAGCUGAAACAGAACACCCGGCCUGUAGUCGUGGACCCAGAAUGUCUGCGCUGGACCCCGGUCAUCGUCUCAAACUCAGUGGUUUCCGAGGAUGAAGAGGAUGAUCCCGAAGAGACAGAAAUCGAGGUCCCACCGCAGUUGCGGGAGAGAGACAUUGAGGUCAGAAUGCGAGGCAUUUAUGCAUUACUAAAGCCCAUUCCCCGGAAGAGACGAGUCCGUAAGCGGAAACACCACAACAGCAGCGUGGUUACCGAAACGAUCUCGGAAACAACAGAAGUCCUAGACGAGCCAUUUGAGGACUCGGAUUCCGAGCGGCCCAUGCCUCAGCUGGAGCCCACCUUUGAAAUGGAAGAUGAGGAGGAGGAGGAGGAGGAGGAAGAGGAGGAGGAGGAGGAAGAGGAGGAGGAGGAGGAAGAGGAGGAGGAGGAGGAGGAAGAAAGCGAAUUGUUCUCUCGGGGAUAUCUCCGCCGUCUCUCUCCACAGGAUUCCCUUAGGCAUAGGCCCCCCUUAAAGAGAGGAAGUCAAGAAGAGGAGGAAUCGGAUGAUACGGCUGAUUCUCCUACUUUGAAACCAGUUUCCUUGCUGAGAAAAUGCGAAUCGCUGGAUUCUCCACUCCAGCCUGGCACUUCCACCCCCAUGAAAAAGAAGAAAGGCUGGCCCAAGGGCAAGAGCCGUAAGCCCAUCCACUGGAAGAAAAGGCCCGGGCGCAAGCCAGGCUUUCAACUGAGGAGGGGGAAAGUCCGAGCACCUGCUUCAGAGGAGACCACCGAUCUCAUGGAACCUUGCUCCAAAUCAGGGCGUAAGACGAAAGUGCAAGAUGAGGAAGAGCUGGCUGAGGAGAAGGAAGAACUUCUGCCCAGUGCUGAAGAAAGGAAAGAUGAAGACGGGCCUCCGGAAGUGGGCGAUUUAGGAGAGGAGGAAGAUAUUAUGCCUGCUAGAGAAGCGAGGGUAACAUCUCCCGUAGACAGCAGCAACAGCCCAGAAAUGGACUCUAAAGAGCCUGAACUGGAGGAAGACGUGGAGAAGCCUCAAGUCCUCGAAGACCAGAGGCCGCCGUCCGAAGAAGAGCAGCAGGAAGCGGAGGAACCCGAGCACGACCAGGAAGAGGAAGAAGAGGAAGUGGCCGCUGUCGCCAACCAGCACGAAGACCAUGAUGCCGACGACGAAGAAGACGAUGGCCACCUGGGCUCGCUCAAAAAGGAUGAGCUGGAAGAGCAGGCUGAGAAGGAAGGGCUGAAGGGAGAACCCGAAGUCCAGGAGGCUUUUUUAGAAACAAGCACACAGGACGAUAGAGAAGAGGAUGCCAAGAACAAGAGCGAAGGAGAGGGCAAUUCCGAGGAGGAUGCGGUGUCCCACGAGACGUCGGUCGGGUCAGACACGGUUCCCGUCUCGGAAGACGAUCAAGAGGAAGAGCAGCACCCCAAGGAAGGACUGAUGGAGCUGAAGGAAGACGAGCCGAUCCCUCACAGUGAACUGGACCUCGAAACGGUCCAGGCCGUGCAGUCCUUGACGCAAGAGGAAGACAACCACGAGCACGACGUGGCUUAUCAGGACUGCGAGGAGACGCUGGCCGCUUGCCAGAACCUGCAGAGCUACACCCAAGCCGAGGAGGACCCCCAGAUGCCGAUGGUGGAGGACUGCCAGGCCUCCGAACACAACAGCCCCAUCUCCUCGGUCCAGUCUCACCCCAGCCAGUCGGUGCGCUCCGUCAGCAGCCCCAGCGUGCCUGGAGCCCUGGAGAGCAGCUACACCCAGAUCAGCCCCGAGCAGGGCUCCCUGUCGGCCCCUUCUAUGCAGAACAUGGAGACCAGCCCGAUGAUGGACGUGCCUUCAGUGUCGGACCAUUCCCAGCAGGUGGUGGACAGCGGCUUCAGCGACCUGGGCAGCAUCGAGAGCACCACCGAGAACUACGAGAACCCCAGCAGCUACGACUCCACCAUGGGGGGCAGCAUCUGCGGCAACGCCUCCUCGCAGAGCAGCUGCUCCUACGGGGGGCUCUCCUCCUCCAGCAGCCUCACCCAGAACAGCUGCGUGGUCACCCAGCAAAUGGCUGGCAUGGGCAGCAGCUGCAGCCUCAUGCCCCAAGGCAGUGUCCAGCCAGCCUCCAACUGCAAUAUCAAGUCUCCCCAGAGCUGCGUGGUGGAGAGACCCCCGAGUAACCAGCAAGCCGCGGCGCAGCCUCCACAGGCCCAGCCCCAGCAGCCCCAGCCGCCCCCUCCGGCACAGCAACAGCAGCAGCAGCAGCAGCAACAACAGCAGCAGCAGCAGCAGCAGCCCCCGCAGCAGCAGCAGCAGCAGCAGCAGCCGUCCCUGUCGCAGUGUAGCAUGAACAACAGUUUCACUCCGGCGCCGAUGAUCAUGGAGAUCCCGGAAUCGGGCAGCACCGGCAACAUCAGCAUCUAUGAGAGGCUCCCCGGGGACUUCGGGGCCGGCGGUUACUCCCAGCCGUCGGCCACCUUCAGCUUGGCCAAGCUGCAGCAGCUGACCAACACCAUUAUGGACCCGCACGCCAUGCCUUACAGCCAUUCCUCCGCGGUGACAUCCUAUGCAACCAGCGUGUCUUUGUCGAACACGGGCCUGGCGCAGUUGGCCCCCUCGCACCCUCUGGCCGGAGCGGCCCAAGCACAAGCCACCAUGACCCCCCCGCCCAACCUGGCCCCCACCACCAUGAACCUGACCUCUCCCUUGCUCCAGUGCAACAUGUCCACCGCCAACCUGGGCAUCCCUCACACCCAGCGGCUGCAAGGCCAGAUGCCGGUCAAGGGCCACAUCUCCAUCCGGUCGAAGUCGGCUCCGCUGCCCUCGGCCGCCGCCCACCAGCAGCAGCUCUACGGCCGCAGCCCUCCGGCGGUGGCCAUGCAGGCCAGUCCCCGGGCCCUGGCUGUCCAGCGGGGCAUGAAUAUGGGGGUGAACCUGAUGCCGGCCGCCCCGUACAACGUCAACUCCAUGAAUAUGAACACCCUGAACGCCAUGAACAGCUACCGGAUGCCUCAGCCCAUGAUGAACAGCGGCUACCACGGCAACCCCGCCUACAUGAACCAGACGGCCCAGUACCCUAUGCAGAUGGGGAUGGGGAUGAUGGGGAGCCAGGCCUACCCCCAGCAGCCUAUGCAGCCCAACCCCCAUGGGAACAUGAUGUACACGGGCCCUUCGCACCACAGCUACAUGAACCCCGCCGGGGUCCCCAAGCAGUCGCUCAACGGGCCCUACAUGAGGAGAUGAGCCCCUCGCCCCCCUCGCCCCUCCCCAGAAACUUCUCUCGCUCAAUCAAGGAAACUUUUAUACUGACAGACACACACAAAAAAAUCAGAGACAAUGGACCUGUUUAUUUUUAUUUUUUUUCUCCCCCCCCUCCAAUUAAAUAUUGCUGUAGAUCUUAGAUAGGGUUUUUUUUUGUUCCCUUUCGGAUUAUUUUAAUUUUAUUAUUUUUUAAAGGGGGCCUGGU
Molecule: messenger RNA, 6144 nt
Organism: Notechis scutatus (mainland tiger snake)
Lineage: Eukaryota; Metazoa; Chordata; Lepidosauria; Squamata; Elapidae
Source: RefSeq, a predicted model, not a curated record